AUUCCUACGCACUUCCGCUUUGUUCUGAAGGCUCGCUCGCGGUAUCCCGCCGAAUGCGUAAACUGUCAAUCAUCCGUGUGUCAAGUGACGUCACGAAGGAUUUGCCACAAUGUCAAACAUCGUCGACCAGUGCGUGCCAAGCAGCACCUGGCUGGCAUCUCCACAGCAGGCUACCUUCGUAUUUUAGAGGUCUUCACGUCUUCGUCAUGCUAUCCAGGUCUAUGUGAGCCAGGUCAGAGGUCAUGCUGCGGGGGGACUCCCACAGCCUCUUUUCCUCAGGAGAGACGUCCGACAAUGACUGUGAGGUGGGGCCAAGUCGCCGGGGUCCAGAUGUGGCGUGCCCCCGCCCGCGUUAUUCAGAAACGCUCACGCCUUCGUCGGAGGCAGUGCCGUGUGAAAGCUGUGAAAGAAACCCAGUUGUGGUAAUGACACGCUACUCAGAGGGAUAUGGAACAGAGGAGGAUUGUGUGCUGUCUGACCCUCAGGGGGAGAGCGACGCAGACGCCGACAUCGAGGACACGGACUGCAGGCUCCAAGAGCCAGGCUCUCUGCAGCGAAUCAGCUCCCGGCGACGCAAACGACAGCGCGUGGCGCGGCAGGACACCACCGAAAGCGAAGACGACGGCGGGCGGAGUCAUGAAUCGCAUCGCUGGACUCUGCGGCUCAGUCCGGAUAAGUCACAGAGCCGCACCAUCCUAGAGGAGAGCAUCUCGCAGGUGAGGCCGCUUGUCAUCAAGCAGGACAAGCAAGCAGAACCGGCUAAUACAGGUCAAGAACCUCUGGUGCCUGCCUGGGUGCCCCCCCUCUCCUCUCCGCUCGUACUCCUUGUCUUGCUGGUCCUAGCCGCCGGCAUCGCCUCCGUCGUGCUGACAUGGGUCAGAACCUGAAGGGCGGAGUCAAGAGUCCACAUCAAGCACAAACACGUUUGUCCUUCCUGUCGUAGUUCCGUUUAUUGUCACCUUUCAAUCUUGAAGCCAUUCAAAAGUCAAGCCCAAUAUGGACCCUUCUCGAAGUCAUUCAGGUCAAAAUCACGUCAUCGCUCUGUCAUGGCCUCCUUCUCCUAAAUAGACUCGCACAGGAAGUCGGCGUGACACAACAAUGAUGACUAUGCAACUCCACUCUUCCGACUGUGCGAGAUUGGCCACUGAAGAACGUCCCUCCCAUGUCCUUUUCGCACCCACUCUACCCUCUUCAAGGACAGUGACCUAAGUGACCCGGUUUUAAAAAGCAAUAGCAAGAGAGAUCCCAUUCUUAUGUGACUAUCGUAGUAUUUUAUGUGCAGUACCUUCCGAUUUUAAUCAAGUCAGCUGGACAAUCAGUCAGUCGAUUAAAGCUAAACACUGUGUGAAAAUUGUUUUGUUGAGUGUUUUAAGGGUCCACAGGGCUUCAAUAAAAUCAACAUUUUCGACUGUAA
This is a messenger RNA of Nerophis ophidion (straightnose pipefish), 1414 nucleotides long. RefSeq lists its product as uncharacterized. The coding region runs from base 243 to 887 and encodes 214 amino acids. The record is from RefSeq and is a predicted model, not a curated record. The transcript is spliced from 7 exons. Lineage: Eukaryota; Metazoa; Chordata; Actinopteri; Syngnathiformes; Syngnathidae.